Messenger RNA from Cooperia oncophora, 297 nucleotides. Lineage: Eukaryota; Metazoa; Nematoda; Chromadorea; Rhabditida; Trichostrongylidae. The record is from the annotation of a GenBank genome assembly.
AUGCUCAGUAUUGGGUAUCCCAUUCGUCUAGUCAUGUUUAUGUCGACGACGAUAGGAAUCUUUGCACGGGUGGAUUUCGACGACUGGCACUGUGGAAGCAGCGAUUUCACUCGUCGAAUGUCAUUUGAGAGUAUAACUGAGAAGUGCGAAAGCAUCAUGCUGGCAGUGAACCAUUGCUGUGUAGUGCAUGACGUUUGUUACACGCAUCAACUCGGACAGGAGCAAUGCGAUGAGCAGUUCUGCGAAUGCAAUCGACUUCAUUUGUUUCAUUUGUGGCUAGUUCAAAACUGCGAUUAA